AUGUCUCCGCAAAAGUUUUUAAAAUUCUUUCCUGAAGUUAGGAUGGCGUUUGCUUACGGAUCCGGUGUUUUCAAGCAAAAAAGUCAUUUAGAUCCUUCAAAAAAUAUGUUGGAUUUAAUUUUAGUAACCGACAAUCCCCACAAAUGGCAUAAAAUGAAUUUAAAGAUGAACAGAAAGCAUUAUUCUUUCCUGAAGUUGUUAGGACCAAAAAUCAUUUCAGAUGUGCAAGACAAGUUUGGUGCUAAAGUCUACUAUAACACACUGGUGGAACUAGAUGGCAGGUUAAUAAAGUAUGGAGUCAUAUCUGAAGACUCCUUGAUCAAUGAUCUUUUCGACUGGGAUACUUUGUACAUCAGUGGUCGACUGCACAAACCAGUCCAACAAAUUAUUUCAAGUCCCAAUGAUAAACUACUUAACAGUGCGCUGGUCACAAACAUACACAGUGCCAUGCAUACAGCUCUCCUGCUACUUCCUGGAGAGUUUAGUGAGAUUGACUUCUACAAAACUCUUGCUGGCCUGUCCUACGGAGGAGAUUUCAGAAUGAGUCUUGGAGAGGAUAAAAAUAAAAUUGAAAAUAUUGUUAUUCCAAAUUUAGACAAGUUUAGAGAAUUAUAUGAACAUGCAAUGCUGAACAGCGGGGAGUACUUACACUGGAACAAGACAACUGCCAUCCUCGAACAAGAUUGCAGUCCCAUCUCCGUUUGUUACCACCUCAACUUACUGCCUAAACGUCUUCUCUUUGGAAUAGUAAACAGUCAGAACUAUGAUGGCAGACAUAGAGACACUGAGGAAGUCUUGAGGAGUUUGGCACACAAUCAAAUUACAUACCCUAAAACUGUGAAAUUAGAAUUGGAAAAAAUUGUAAGAUCAUCCAGUUGGAGCCAGAGUGCAAAAGGAGUGCUGACUGCAGGGCUGACCAAAUCAUUCCAAUACAGUGGCAGGAAGAUGAAGAAAUACUUCAAGUCAUUAGGAUGA
Messenger RNA from Helobdella robusta, 975 nucleotides. RefSeq lists its product as hypothetical. Gene Ontology annotation, biological process: cardiolipin biosynthetic process; CDP-diacylglycerol biosynthetic process. The record is from RefSeq and is a predicted model, not a curated record. The transcript has 5 exons. Bases 1 to 975 code for a protein of 324 amino acids. Gene Ontology annotation, cellular component: mitochondrion. Gene Ontology annotation, molecular function: phosphatidate cytidylyltransferase activity. NCBI's taxonomy places the organism in Eukaryota, Metazoa, Annelida, Clitellata, Rhynchobdellida, Glossiphoniidae.